GUUCAUUUGUUUGGUUUUUUGUACGUGUGCUCGGGGGUGGGGUUUUUUUUUUGCCUUUUUUCCUUGUUUGUUUGAUUUCCUUCAGGAAAGGGAAGCGGUAGUUCUCUGCAGCGGUGCUGUUGCUAUGUGACACCCCCGCUGUCGCGAUGGCCGGGAGCGGCCAUUUUGGACGCGCGCGGGACGGCGGCGGGGCGGCGGCCAAUCGGGGGCCAGCCUCGCGCGCCACGCGGCGGCCGCGCCAGCGCCGCAGGGCCCAGGCGCGGGGAGCGGGAGCGGCGGUAACAGCGAGAGAAAUUUAUCACAUAAAGAUGAUUGAGUCAGUCAAAUUAAGAAGACAGUGCAUGCUGGAUUUCUACUCACAUUAUGAACAUCUUUGUGAACUGCAAGGCUCUCUCCCACUGAAAGCUGUGAAGGCUAACAGGAGGCGUGAUACUAUUGAUCUAAUUGUAGAUCACAUCAGAGCUACUGACUGGGCACCGCUUCUGAAUGCUCUCAGGCAUAAUAAGACCCUGACUUCUAUUGGAAUAAGAAGUUUACAUCAACUUGGUCUUGAAGAUUCAGGUGUUGAAAGAUACAAAACUUCCUUUAGAAGGAGAACUCCAGCAAUCCUGUCAAAAGACUUGACUGGCCAACUAUGCAAAGCUGUGAAAGGCUGUCUCAGUAUAUCAGAUGUACUAAAAAAUUUAGAACUGCAGGGUUUGCUUCUGAAGGAAGGAGACCUAGCACUUUUAACAAAGGGCUUGGCCACAGCUUCAUCUCUGGAGAGUAUCUCUUUAGCCCACUGUCCAAUUGGAGAUGGAGGUUUGGAAACAAUCUGUCAGAGUAUAAAGAAUACAGCUACUAUCAGAUUUGUAAACUUCACGGCAUGUAGCCUUACAUGGCGAGGGGCAGAACAUAUAGCAAAUGUAGUAAAGUACCAGGCAAUGAGAAGACAUGGUGAAGCUUGGGCUAAAAGCCUACGUUACAGGAGACCUGACCUUGAAUAUAUGACAGGUUUGAGGAGGAUUACUUUGAAUUGCAACAUGCUUGUUGGAGAUAGAGGAGCAAGUGCCUUUGCAGACUGUCUAGGAGAGGACCUUUGGCUUAAAGCACUUGAUUUGCAGCAGUGUGGAAUAUCCAAUGAGGGAGCAAGGUCGUUAUUAGAUGCUCUUCAAACAAAUACAACAUUAGUGGUACUUGACAUAAGAAAAAAUCCAUUAAUUGAUCAUGUUCUGAUGAAAAAUAUUAUUGAAAGAGUUCUUAAGAAUGGUAACAGUGAUGAUUCAGAGUUUAAGUGGCUGAUGUCUCCAUCUUCCAAAGAUGCUUUGAAAACUAAGCCAAAGAAAAGAACCAUUGUCCUAGGAAGUGGUCGGAAAGGAAAAGCUACUAUUCGUAUUGGAAUGUCAUCUAAAAAAUCUGUAAGUCCUGGGAAAAAAAAUACUGCUGUGAGAGAAAGUUACUCACCAAAACCGCUACCACCAGGCACAAAAGGCUUCCUUCCCUGGCGGACUGCAGAACGUGCAAAGAGAUGCAGAGGUGGGGCAGUGGAUUGUGCUGGAGAAUUGCCAGUGAAGAUUCAGACAGGUGUUCCUGUGAAAGUAACACUAGAAAGUGCUUCUACAUCUGAAACUGAAGACACAGAAGAUUUAGAGGGUGUUGUCCAGCAGCCUGAUUUGGCAAAAUCAUCAGAUAAGACUGAUGUAUCUCAAUAUCAGCAGUUAGAGUUGGAGCUGGAAGAAUGCAUGGAAAAACUAAAGGAAGAACAGAAAGCUAGAAUAAAGGCUGAAGAACGAUUACUAGAGCUGGAAAUUGAAAAUGCAAGAUUAAGGAGUCUAAAUAUCUCCCUAUCUGAGGUUCUUCAUGCACAGUCAGUAACCAACAUGAUUUUGGAAGAUGAAGGUGUUCUAGGCAGCAUUGAGAACUCUUUUCAAAAGUUUCAUGCUUUUUUAGACCUUCUUAAAGAUGCUGGGCUUGGACAACUUGCUGUAUUAGCUGGGAUAGACCAGUCAGAUUUUGGCAUUUUGGGGCAGUCACAAAUAAAUUCUACUCUCACUAAGCCUGUGAAUGUGUUAAAGGAGAAGUCUUUUGAAGAAGAAAGACAGGAAUACACCCAGAAUAGCAAAAACAGAGCUGGGGACAUCCAACUUCCUCAUCCUGGCAUGUUUCAAUCCCAGAUGGUUGCGAAUAAUGGAUUUUCAUCACUUAGAGAAAUAAGAGAACUUCAGGCUCCUGGACAGCAGUAUCAGCCAGGUUCGUGGAAGGAAAAUGAAGCUCAAACAAUUAACCAAAAUAAAGAGGAUAAGCCUCGAAGUAGUACUCCAGUAUUAUCUGAGAGGAGAGUCAAACAAAAUGAACAAGCAAAAGGACAUCACUCAGCAUGGCAGUUGGCUACUAGUCUGCAUUCAUUUGCUGAUUCCAGUGUACAAAUCAAAAAUGAUGAUAGCAGAAUAUCCAGUGGAAUUUCUGGUGAAAAAAGCAAAAAUAAUUCCUCUAAGAAAUACAUCCCGGUAGCAAAUGGAGCAGCAACUCCAAGUAAUGGUGUGAGAGGAGACAGAAGUAGGCUGCAGAUAGUAAAUGUUAGCUCUGGAACUGAUACUCUAGGAUCUGGCUCUGAAAUACAGGAAAGUAUACAAAGUGCUACCAGCAUUUGAAAUAGUUCUAAGAUGUUUGAACUGUUCUUUACACUUGCAAGAUAGGUUUUGGAUGUCUCAGUAUAAUUAGAGAAGUUUUGGUAAAGUUCUAUAGACUUUAUGACUUUCUAAAUCAUUUCAUACUGCUCAGUAUUCCUCUUUGGUGUUUGCAUUCCUUGUCACUGGAUUUUUAGUUCUGAAAACAUGUGAUACACCUAAAAUGGUGCAUCACACAGGGCUCUUGACAAAUGGAUUUCAUCAUCACGGAUUUUUCAGCUAAUGAAAGUUAAUUUGAAUACCGGUUUUUUUCUAGUCUUUAUUUUCAUUGUAUUUCAGUGGGAGUGCAGAAGUGGUUUUGGGGCAAUUCCUGCUAAACUGUGUGGGUAUGACAUUCCAAAAAUCGGUGCAAGUUUCAGAGUAAAAAUGAGUCCAGAAACAUCACAUCAUAUAAGAAACCUUUAAAUACAAACAUCAUUAGUGCUAUGACUGCAGAUCAUAGAAUAGCACAUGUUGGAAGGGGCCUCUGGAGGAUGUAUCAUCUAACUCAGAUUGCUCUCAGGACCUAGAGAAUGUAAAACUAAGAGAAUUGCCAUUGUUUUAAAACCCCUGGGAUUUACCUGUGGCAUCGUGUUCAUGUCCUUGUGCUCAGGCUGGUUUGCAGCUUCUUGACUAGAAUAUACUUAUUACAUACAGGAACUAGGCAGGAUGAUUAGGCUUAACUGAGGAAAAAAACAGCCUGUAACUAUUUUUUACUCAGUCAUCUACUAUGUGAUUUCUGGAUCUGAUCUAUGUGAUUUCUCAUAGGAUCUGUAGAAAUUCCUGAUUCCAGUUGCUUGACAAAUAUGAAAAAACUCAUGAAUCCUCAAAGUCAAUCCUACAGAGCAAAUAGUGCAAGAUUACCGUAGCUAUUGCAAUAUUGCACAAGUAAUUGCACAAUGAAUGUAUGUUCUUUGUACAGACUUUGUCACUUCAGAAUAUUAGAAGGUAAUACAUUAAUCUCUGAUAUUUUUUGCAUAUUUUCCCAACUGCUUGUCUAAUUCUUCAGUCUUUCUUUGUUGUGAUUUUGGUUUGAGUGAACCAUCACAUGCAAUCUGUAUAUUCAGCAGUAAAAAGCUACCUAUUCCCUUUUUAAAUCUAAAAUUCUAAAUCUAAUCACCAGAGGAAUGCUGGAUAAAAUUCUAAACUCAAAAGUGUUUUAUCUGUGAGGUUAGGAGUUAGGAGUCUGUUACUUGUCCCUAAAAAUACCAUGAAGAACUUAGAAGAAUUUCAAAAGCAGGUGAUAUUAAAUACCUUUCAUGUUAAAUACUUGCUUUUCAGUAUUUGCAUUCAGAGUAUGAAUUACGUCAAAAAUAAUCUUUUAAAGCAAAAUUGACCAGGCAGUUCACAAUUUAGAUAGCCAUACUUUUUUUCAGUGGAUUAAUACUUAGCCAUUUUUUUCCUCUUAAAUCAGAAACCUGAAGAAUUCUUCAUGUUACUGGUGCUAUGGUAUUGCACUCUUACUGUAAGAAUCUGUAGUGCAUACUUUGUAUAUAGUUGGAUCUGAAAUUGGCAGACAAUGGAUUGAAGCUACUAGGGGAGAAGUAUUCUUUUAAGGCUAUCAUGAAUACAUCAGAAAUUUCAAGGUUUUUAAUAACAAUUUAAAAACUCAUUUACAAGAAGUUGUCUACACUUACAGACAUAUUUUUAUAUAUAUUUAACAGUAAAGUAUUCAAAUAAAAAGUAAAAAUACAUAUUUUUUGAUUAUAAGGAAACCAUUUUCUACCCUGAGUCUGAAUAUAAACGGUUUCAUUCUCUCGCUAUUAGUUAAUGUUUUACAUAAUUUUCUGUGUUCUUGUUUGACAUAAAAACUUGAAAUCAAUAGGCCAACUCUUUGAUAGAGAACAUGUUACUGUUUACUCAUAAAGCUCAAUUUUUUCUUUUCACUUAGUCUCCCCAAGACCUACUCUUCACAGUUCAGAACUUUGAUCUCUGAAGAACAAAAUAGCCCCAAACCCUUGUUUGAACCACCUAAGUGUAAGGUUUCACCAAAAUUUGCUCAUCUCACUAGUUUGCUGGACCAGACAUCCCAGCUGCCUCCUGAAAUGCUUGCCAGGUUGCUAUGUAGUCAGCAUUAUUUGUCUUUUAAUAAUGACGUCCGUUUGUCAGCUGUGGUACCAGACAGAAGACUCGUGUACACGUGCUCUCCUUGAGUGAGCUGAUUCGUUUCCAGCAGUAGUUGAUCAAGGUUUUGCUGUCCAGCAUAACAUGAAGUCACAAAGAACCUAAUAAAAGUUCACUGGAAACUCUGAAA
Molecule: messenger RNA, 4899 nt
Organism: Prinia subflava (tawny-flanked prinia)
Lineage: Eukaryota; Metazoa; Chordata; Aves; Passeriformes; Cisticolidae
Gene: CEP78
Product: centrosomal protein 78
Exons: 16
Coding region: 147-2630 (827 amino acids)
Cellular component (GO): centrosome
Molecular function (GO): protein binding
Source: RefSeq, a predicted model, not a curated record